AUGGUCUCCGCCAAGCUCAUCCUAUCCUACCUCGCCCUCUCCUCCGUAGCCACGGCCGCCCCUCCCCCCAACAACACAGACCUCUACUACGCCGACAUCACCACCAUCGACACCAACGUCAAGAAACUCACCGCCAAAGCAAAAUCCUACACAGGCGGCCUCAUCUGGCUGGUGCCUCAGAUCCCGCUCGCCCUGCAAGCGGCCGUCGCUACCGCCAACGCGGGCGUCCACUCAUCACGCAUGCCUAAGCCCUUGCCUGUGGAGGACCUGCUCCGUCUGACGGAGCAUGUGAACAAGACGCUGGCGGUGGACAAUCCCAUUGCGGUGGACACGUUUAUCGCCAAGAAGGCUUUGUAUGAGGAGGCGGGGCUGAAGCUGGCGAUUCAUUUGAGUCUCAAGGUGUUUAGGCGCUGCAGCUGCGUGUGGCGGAUAAUAUUAUGGCGAGGGUGCCGAGUGAUGCGCCGAAGGAUAAGGUUGAGAUUGCGAAGAGGGAUAUUCAGAUUAUUACGGAGGCGUUGCAGAGGGGUAUUAAUGCGUAUGCGUGAUGGGUUGUGUUGUGAGAAUGAAACAACUUUGUGUUGUGCAAGAUGCUCGAAGGUGUAG
Messenger RNA from Pochonia chlamydosporia 170, 603 nucleotides. Its product is annotated as hydrophobic surface binding protein A domain-containing protein. The coding region runs from base 1 to 603 and encodes 200 amino acids. The transcript has a single exon. The record is from RefSeq and is a predicted model, not a curated record. Lineage: Eukaryota; Fungi; Ascomycota; Sordariomycetes; Hypocreales; Clavicipitaceae.